Molecule: messenger RNA, 2082 nt
Organism: Rosa rugosa (rugosa rose)
Lineage: Eukaryota; Viridiplantae; Streptophyta; Magnoliopsida; Rosales; Rosaceae
Exons: 3
Coding region: 249-1946 (565 amino acids)
Molecular function (GO): protein binding
Source: RefSeq, a predicted model, not a curated record
CUCCCAGUUAGGCUGGGUUCCAAACCGUUUUUCAAAAAAAAAAAAAAGAUCCUUUCUGGGACCUACUUUGCGACCAUAUAUCUGCAUUUUUUCAACCGUUCACUUCUUAAAGCUCCAUGAUUAGAUCAUCUCUGCAAAUUUUAUGCCAAAUGGAUAAUCGUUAAGGUACCAAACUAUAUUAGCAUUCUCUGGUAAUCAUUUGUUUCGUAUUGCGUACAACAGAACCCAGUGACCGACAACGGGUAAAUAUGUAUAAAGCUGCAGUGACGGGUAAUUGGAAACAGGCUGAAGAAUUGAUACGAGAGAAUUCGCUGAUUAAAUAUGCUAUAAUCAUGCGAGGAGGGUAUAAUGCACUUCACAUUGCAACUGGAGCGCAACAACUUGACUUCGUGAGGAUGUUAAUGGCCGAGCCAACGAUAGAUAUCGAUGAUUUGAGAAAGACAGAUGACAAAGGCAAUAACGCUUUUUGUAUAGCUGCUUCUGCUGGAUCUUUAGAAAUCGCUAAACUUAUGCUGUCAAUAGAAUCAACCCUGCUAACUACACGGGGAAACCGAGAAAUGUUGCCGCUCUGUUUGGCUGCUUGGUUUGGACGCGAGGAGAUGGCGAAGUAUCUAUAUCAAGGAGAACGUCAAAAACGUUAUUCACCAGAAGACCUGAUUCCCGUAUUUUUUGCUUCAAUAGAAUCUGGACUCUUUGGUUUCGCCUCGACAUUGCUAGAAAAUAAAAAUCAUCAUGAUUUUGCUCUUAAAUGUGAUAGUGAUGGAAAGACAGUCUUGCAUUUGUUAGCUCAAAAGCCUUCAGCAUUUACCGUGGGAACUCCCGCAGGAAGUACAGCCCUUAAAUUACUUGAAGCCGUCUUGCGCAUACUAGAAAAAAAUUCAAUAUUCACUAGUGAAUUCAGACAGCUAAUAAGAUGCCCUUCACAUGUGUUAUUCGAUGCAGUGAAAUCAGAAAAUUCUGAGUUUGUAGUUAAGCUUAUUGAGAUUUGUCCUAGUUUGAUAUGGGAAACAAAUGACAGAAAUUGGACCAUAAUACAUGCAGCAGUUUCGCAUCGUGAUGAGACUAUCUUCAAUUUACUACAAGAGUUUGGUUUUUUCAAGGAUGUGAUAGGGGACUUCAGAGAUAGCAAAAAUGGUGAUACAUUACUUCACCUAGCUGCAAGAUUAGCUCCGACCAGUCAAUUGGACAAACUACCUGGAGCAGCUUUUCAAAUGCAGCGGGAACUAUUAUGGUUCGAGAAAGUGAAGAACACUGUACAGGCGGCAGUUACAGAGGUGAGAAAUGGUCUCCCCCAAACAUUUCAAGAAGGAAGCGCCGCAGAAGUGAGCAGGUUGGCUCCACCGGGUGGCGAUUCACAUCAUGAAGCCACUUCAGCUGAUCAACAACGCAGUGCAUCUCAACAAGGAAAUGCGACAGAAUCUGAAGAAGACAAAACGCCUCAGGAGUUAUUCACUAUUCAGCAUAAAUUACUGCUGAAAGAAGGACGAAAGUGGAUGAAUGGGACAGCGCAAUCGUGUACAGUUGUAUCAACUCUUAUUGCUGGUGCUUUAUUUGCUGCAGGGAUCGCUGUCACUCUUGGAGGAAAUAAAGGAACUUCGGAUCACAACUUCCAAAAAGUGGUUUAUCGGAUUUUUAUCAUAUCAGAUGCAAUGGCCUUUUUGUUUGCCUUGGCUGCAAUACUAACCUUCUUGUCUAUCCUUACUUCACGUUAUGCUGAAAGAGAUUUUCUUGAAUCCUUACCUUCAAAGUUGAGAGUGGGACUUGGAUUACUCUUCUGUUCUAUUAUAACGAUGAUGGUGGCAUUCUGCUCGGCUUUCAUUAUUGCUUACAGUGUUGAAGACUUACUCCCCUAUCUAAUCAUUGAAUACACGGUUCUGAUGGUGCUUCUAUGUCUUUACAUGGAUCGUUCCCUUUUGACUUACAUUCUCAAGUCCAGAUUCUCUUAGAAAUGAUUGUUCAAGAAGUUGAGAAGAAAUUGAAAAUUGCAUCAAGUACAUGUUUAAUUAAAAACGUUAAUGUUUGUAAUAAAUUUCUACACACCAUAUUCAUGUUUGAUCGAAUUGAAUUUUAAUAAAUUCAUGU